Molecule: messenger RNA, 303 nt
Organism: Recurvomyces mirabilis
Lineage: Eukaryota; Fungi; Ascomycota; Dothideomycetes; Mycosphaerellales; Teratosphaeriaceae
Product: galactose-1-phosphate uridyl transferase
Exons: 2
Coding region: 1-303 (100 amino acids)
Biological process (GO): beta-D-galactose catabolic process via UDP-galactose, Leloir pathway
Cellular component (GO): cytoplasm
Molecular function (GO): UDP-glucose:hexose-1-phosphate uridylyltransferase activity; zinc ion binding
Source: RefSeq, a predicted model, not a curated record
AUGCCCGAAGCCAUCCUCGACGACAUCUCACAUCGACGGUACAAUCCAUUACGUGCGUCAUGGGUGCUAGUCAGUCCUCAUAGGACGAAGAGGCCAUGGCAGGGACAGCAGGAGGCUGCCAGCAGGAUUGAACUCCCAAGCCACGAUCCCACAUGCUAUCUCUGUCCUGGCAACAAACGAGCACAAGGCGAUGUCAACCCAAAGUAUGACAGUACAUUCGUCUUCGUCAAUGACUACUCUGCGGUCAAAGAGCAACAAGAGGAGUACAAGCAGCCCGAUCAGGACGGAUGUGAGUCGAUGUGA